Molecule: messenger RNA, 624 nt
Organism: Penicillium mononematosum
Lineage: Eukaryota; Fungi; Ascomycota; Eurotiomycetes; Eurotiales; Aspergillaceae
Exons: 2
Coding region: 1-624 (207 amino acids)
Source: RefSeq, a predicted model, not a curated record
AUGGUAUUCGGCAUUUUCCUGAUGACAGCGAUGGUCCCAACCAUCAUUGGAGUCAAUGAGGCUUCCAAGGGCACCCGGGACCAUGAAGAGCGCAGGCGAGAGAGUGCACGGCAACAGCGCUGCCGUCUUUUGGUACAAUGCAUGCCUUUGGAUGGAUUACCGCAGCAGAGAUCGGCAAUUCAUAAUGCGAAAAUCUACAUCACCAAAUCUGCCAGUCCACAGCUUGUUCCUCUAAAUGGUAGCUUCUACCAACACCCUGACUUUUCCCCUGGUAACACAUCGGGGUUUGUCACCAUCACAGGCGAAACGCCUCCAACUCUCCGCUGGGUUUAUCUUGAUCCGCAGACUCAUGAGCUGCGAUGGGGAGGGAAACAGGAUAGUGAAGGAAACAUCUGUGGCCCUUUCGAUUGGACACAAGAUGAAGAGCGGAUCACACUACAGGGUUGGGAAGGUUGGAUGGCCGUGCGGCUUCCGGGCGACGAGAAGGUAGCUGAAGAACUGGGCGUGGAGAAUGUCCAGGGCCUUUGGAGGCUAUUCUUCGACCAGAAUGACGAUGGGGCCGACUUGCCUGAAGGCGCGGAAGUACUAGAAGUCACAAUCAAGCGAACCGUGGCAGAAUCCUGA